Diatraea saccharalis (sugarcane borer) is the source of this 1037-nucleotide messenger RNA. NCBI's taxonomy places the organism in Eukaryota, Metazoa, Arthropoda, Insecta, Lepidoptera, Crambidae. The record is from the annotation of a GenBank genome assembly.
UGUGUAAGAUGAUUGUGAGUGAGUGUGUAAUUAAAAAGCAUAUUAAAAAUAUUUUACUAUAUGUUUUCAGCGCUUCCGGGAGCUUUAAAUAAAAAUGAAGUGGAAACUAGAAAACUGGCACAGCUGCUUCAGUAUAUCACAUGGCCAAAUCCAGAAAACAUUGUCUGGCCACCGACACUACCAGAAGAAGCCCCAUGGUGGUGGCCUAAUGCAUUCGAAUGGCCCCCAAGGUUGCCUGACGAUUUAGUUUGGCCCCCAAGUUUGCCUGAUGAUUUAGUUUGGCCCCCAACAUUACCCGAGGAAGCUCCAGCUUGGUGGCCCAAAAAUUGUGCCUGGCCCCCACAAAUACCGGAGUCUAUCCUAGAGAAUGGGCCUUGCUGGUGGCCCGAGGGAUUGACCUGGCCUCCACCGAUUCCAGACAUUUCAUGGCCCCAACUUCCAGAUAUUCCUUGGCCACCACAAUUGCCGGGGAUUAUUGUUGAUCAGAUUCCAUACAUCCCCAAUCGAGAUAACCAACUUCAUUUAUUCACCAGAGCAAAUCCCGGAUUAAGUCAACCAAUCCUUAAUGGUAACCUGCAGAUUCUUCAGAAUAGCAAUUUUGAUUCAUCUCGAAGGACAAUCAUAUUGGUGCAUGAUCUGGGUGAAUCAGCUCUUGCGGACUCAAAUCUCGUCCUUAUUCCAAGUUUGUUGCAAGCUGCAGACGUGAACGUGAUCCUAGUUGACUGGUCUGCCGGCGCCAAAGCUUCACCGCUUCUUUCUACCUUCUACUCCUGGUUAUCAGGUAAUUUCGUGGCUAGAUUCAUCAGAUGGCUGUCCACUUCUACGAACUCUGACUUGGAGAACUUCCAUUUGAUCGGUAUGGGUAUCGGUGCCUUAAACGUUGGCUACAUUGGGCGUGUAUUAAACAAAGAAAUUGGUUAUAUUACAGGUGAGACGAAUCUUGCACUUAAACGCUGGUUAAAGUACGUGGGCGGGAUGAUAAAUAGCUAGCCUAGCAUAGAAAAACUUGAAUAUGUGUGUUAAAAGUAUAUUUAUUU